Molecule: messenger RNA, 2163 nt
Organism: Aricia agestis (brown argus)
Lineage: Eukaryota; Metazoa; Arthropoda; Insecta; Lepidoptera; Lycaenidae
Gene: dsf
Product: protein dissatisfaction
Exons: 9
Biological process (GO): regulation of transcription by RNA polymerase II; cell differentiation; anatomical structure development
Molecular function (GO): RNA polymerase II cis-regulatory region sequence-specific DNA binding; nuclear receptor activity; zinc ion binding
Source: RefSeq, a predicted model, not a curated record
ACAGGGGAUCGGCUUCUGGACAUUCCGUGCAAUGUGUGCGGGGACCGGAGCUCCGGGAAACACUACGGCAUCUACAGCUGCGAUGGGUGUUCGGGGUUCUUCAAGCGGUCGAUCCACCGGAACCGCGUGUACACAUGCAAGGCCGGCGGCGAAAUGAAGGGCCGCUGCCCCGUCGACAAGACGCACCGCAACCAGUGCCGCGCCUGCCGCCUCGCCAAGUGCUUCCAGGCCAACAUGAACAAGGACGCGGUGCAGCACGAGCGCGGCCCCCGCAAGCCGAAGCCGCACAACUCGCUGGGCUCGCUGCCGCCGCCUCUGCACACGCACAAGCCGCACGCACUCAAGCUCUCACCGCCCUCGCCUUACACAUCCCUACCUCAGCCUUUCAACUUUCAGUUCACAAUAACCAGUCCAAACGACUCUGCGCCACUGAGCGCGACGUCGUCGGCCGGGUCCAGCGGUGCGGGCGGCGCGGGCGCCGUCAGUCCUCUGCCGCUCAUCACGGAGCCCUUCCUGGCGCCGCCGCCCCCAGGGCUUCUGCAUAUGCUCAUGUCCAGUGAUAAGUGUCAGGAGCUAAUGUGGAGCGCGAAACAACUGCAGCUACAGGGGGACCCGUCGCUACUGCGGCCCCCGCCGAACGCGUUCGGAGCACCCCUUGCGCCAACAUGGGAACUGUUACAGGAAACCAGCGCCCGGUUACUGUUCAUGGCGGUCCGCUGGGUCCGCUGCCUCGCGCCUUUCCAGGCGUUGGCGCCAGGUGACCAGCUGGUGCUGCUGCGGGCCGCGUGGAAGGACUUGUUCCUGCUGCACCUGGCGCAGUGGUCCGCGCCCUGGGACCUGGCGCCGCUGCUGGCGGCCCCCGCGGCCAGGUCCCGCCUGCCGCCCGAACCGCUGGCGGACUUGGAGCUGAAUACGUUACAGGAAAUCCUGUGUCGGUUCCGGCAGAUUGCGCCCGACGGCAGCGAGUGCGGCUGCAUGAAGGCCAUCGUCCUUUUUUCGCCUGAUACACCGGGUCUCAGUGAAACCCAGCCAGUGGAGAUGCUGCAGGACCAAGCACAGUGCAUACUCGCCGACUACGUGCGGACGAGGUACACGCGACAACCUACACGAUUCGGUCGUCUCCUCCUGCUGCUGCCGUCGCUGCGCGCUGUCCGAGCCCGGUCGAUUGAGCUGCUGCUGUUCCGCGACACGGUGGGCGACGUGUCUGUGGCGACGCUCCUACACGACAUGUACCGCAUGCAGCCCGCGCCCGCCGCCUUCCCGUCCGCCACCAUCACUGACUGCUCCUCGCCGUAACUUCAUCGCUAGUUGCUCUUCAACUUUACAGCUGAGAGCGUAACUUUACAGCUGAGAGCGUAACUUUAUUGCUGAGAGCGUAACUUUAUUGCUGAGAGCGUAACUUCAUUACUGACUGCUCCUCGCCGCGCGGUAACUUCAUCGCUAGUUGAUUAUUACCGUAGCCUCAUAACUGGCUGCUCUUCGCUCUAACUUCGUCACUGAGCGCUCUUCUCUGUAAUGUUACUGACUGCUUCCUGCCGGAACUGAAAUAACAGAGGGCUCUUCACCAAAACCUGUUAGUAGCCUUAACUUCAUCGUUGUCUGUUCUUCGUCACUAAUUCAUCACAGGCUCGCUGUAGCGUUAUAACUUAGCGCUCUUUGACUUUAUCAGCUCUUCGUUACUUCAUCACACACUGUUACUAGCCAUAACUUCAUCACUAGUGCCUACUUUAUACUUACCUACCGUAAUUUCAUCAAUACCUUCUCGUCACAAGAGUUAACAUUCACGAAUGUUAAAAUUUUGAUUUGCAUGAUAUUACGUAAUGAAAAUAGAAAUUAUGUGCGUUAAAGACACUGCAUUGGCACAAUAUAUGGAGUGCAGCAGGGUUCUAUUUUAGCCCCUUCUCGAUAUAAUAUAAAGUUGAAUUUUUCAAGCCUAAGCCCUAAGCAGUGAUUUCGCUCCUCAUGAGCAAUGAGCAUACGUUCAUAGGACUUUAAAAAUAACAAUGCGUUUGAAUCGGAGUAUAGUAUCCAGAAACGCAGUUAGUGAAGAUUAUUAUGGUAAUGUGGUAACUAUAGUGUAAAAAUAUAUUGUAAAGAAUAACCUAAUAAUGCAUGACCGUGUAUAGUUUAUAAAUUAUAUUAAUAGUAAUUUAAACUUUUAAG